AUGGCUGCGCUACUAUCAGGCGCAGUAUAUGGUGCCUCUACGAUAGCAGGAGGCGCGUAUUUACCCUCAACAAUCAUCGAUCAAUUCAAGUUCCAGGAUUGGCAUCUGUUGCAAACCACUCUUGGUGCCGUUGCAAGCAGUGCAAUCAUAUACAGAAUUGCUGAACAUUUUGGCUACGUUAAGCUCAAGCCUAGAAGCUCUUCUCCCAUUGGUUUAUUUGGAAAGUAUGAUGGUAACGUCAUAGGCGGAUUUCUGCUUGGAGCUGGUAUGGCUCUUUCAGGAUCUUGCCCUGGGACAUUGUUUGCACAAAUUGGAGCCGGCUUGCGGACAGGUUUCCACGCCCUUGGCGGAGCUCUUGUUGGUGGUAUUGCAUACACUGGUUAUGUCGCGCAGACAGCCAAGGCUCAAAGGGAAAAGGCAGAUGUGAAACCUGAGACAGUUACUCUUGACGAGAACCUCGGCCUUUCCAAAGACACAACUACCGCUGUAUUCGAAUCUGCCUGCUUUAAUGCAAUUGCUGCUUCAGUCACCUACACCACUGGUUCGGACUGGUCGCUCUUCUCAGCGGGCGGCGGUCUGUUCAUCGGACUUUCGCAACUCUUCUCCAUUCUCACCCGUCGCUCUAUGCUGGGCAUCUCAGGUUCCUACGAAGAAUUUGGUAACCAUUUCUGGUGGCUUACACGAGGCACUUCUUGGCCCAGUAGCCGGCAGAACACAUUGUUCGCUGCGGGCAUGGCAUCUGGUGCUUGGGUUCUUACCAAGAUCUUUCCUUCCUUUGUACCCAGUGAUAUCGUUGAGGUCAACCCAUGGUUUGCCGGAAUCGGAGGUUUUAUGAUGGUUGUGGGCUCAAGAUUAGCAGGAGGGUGCACUUCUGGGCAUGGUAUUAGCGGCCUGUCUUUGAUGUCGACGUCAAGUCUGGUCACCAUGGGUACUGCGUUUGCUGCGGGAAGUCUGGUUGCCCCUUUGGCACACUAG
Fusarium venenatum is the source of this 975-nucleotide messenger RNA. RefSeq lists its product as uncharacterized. NCBI's taxonomy places the organism in Eukaryota, Fungi, Ascomycota, Sordariomycetes, Hypocreales, Nectriaceae. The record is from RefSeq and is a predicted model, not a curated record. Gene Ontology annotation, cellular component: plasma membrane.